Molecule: messenger RNA, 2016 nt
Organism: Peronospora farinosa
Lineage: Eukaryota; Oomycota; Peronosporomycetes; Peronosporales; Peronosporaceae
Source: the annotation of a GenBank genome assembly
AUGUUAUCACAACUGGAAGCCGAACGCAAAGGCAGUCCUGUGUCUGCCCGUGACUUGGCGUACGUGCUGCACAAGAGCAAAAAGUCGGUGGAGAAACUGGAGCAACUGGAGCAACUGUUGGUACACGAUCCCGUAUUUAAUCAUGAAAACAUGAAUUACUUGACGCGCGGAGAGCAAUAUAAACGAGCGAUGCAAAUGUCGGCCAGAGUGGAGAUCAUUGCGUAUCGCAACCGUCUGAAUGAGACGGACACGGAGCAACUGCGUUGCAUUUUCCAGGGUAUCACGAGCUGCUCGGCCGCCACGACGUUGCACACGCUCAUGUUCAUUAAAAACCUGGGGCUGUUGUUUACAGACGAACAGCAGACGCAGUGGAUGAAGAUGGCCAAAAAGUGGCGCAUGAUUGGAUGCUACGCCCAGACGGAGAUGGGACAUGGAUCUAACGUGCGCGGACUUGAGACAACAGCCACGUACAUUCCUGCCACCGACGAGUUCGAGAUCCACUCACCUACGCUGACGUCUAUGAAAUGGUGGCCUGGUGCGUUGGCACGUACCGCCAACUUUGGAGUAGUAUAUGCGAGAUUGCUGCUUGGUGGCAAGGACUACGGCGUGCACAACUUUAUGGUACAGCUGCGUGACUUAAAGACACACGAGCCGAUGCCUGGUGUGAUGUUGGGUGACGUCGGUCCAAAGAUCGGAUUCAACAAUGUAGACAAUGGAUACUGUAGAUUCACUUGUGUUCGCAUCUCACGACAAAAUAUGGGCAUGAGAUUUGCAACUGUGACUCGAGAGGGAAGAUACAAAAAGAACUCGGGAGCUCCUCAGGAGGUGCUGUACUUCACCAUGUUGCAAACGCGGAUGGUGUUUAUUCGGUCAGCUGGUAUAAACUUAGCGAAAGCAUGCACCAUCGCUAUCCGUUACUCGGCUGUUCGACAGCAAGGCUAUGAUGCCAACAACCCGCAGUCCAAGGAGGAAUUGAGUGUGCUGGACUAUCAGACGCAGCAGUACCGUUUGCUCCCUCUCCUUGCUGCCGCGUACGCGAUCGUACUAACUGGGAACCGCGUGGAUCAGUUUGCUGCUACAUUGUCGGAACAAACGAAGCGUGGAGAUGUACAUUUGCUUACGGCGGGUCACGUGAUGAGUUGUGGACUAAAGGUCUUUACCACGGAUCUAGCCACUGCCGGCAUUGAAACUGCUCGUCGGGCUUGUGGUGGUCACGGCUAUCUGCUUUCAAGUGGCCUACCGAUUUUGCUGGGAGACGCGCUGCAGACUGUCACUACGGAAGGUGACAAUUUGGUGCUUUCCGUGCAGACCGCCCGCGCCCUGCUAAAAAUCCUGGCGUCGUACAAGAAAAAUGGUGCAGUGCCAGAAUCCAUGGCAUUCCUAGCAAAUAUCGACAAGUUGCCAAAUGUAAACCCUCGCACCAAGCGACAGUGGAUCGAGCCUCCAUGUUACGUUGCGGCCUUUGAGCAGCGCUUCCUGUACCAGCUUCGCUUCUACGCAAAGAAGAUUUCGACAGAGGCUUCUGUCACUGCUGGCUUGCAAAACAAUUCGAUGGACACUUUGAAGCUGACGAAUUCAUAUGCCAGCUUAGUUAUCGUCAAGACGUUUGCCGAAGCCGUGCAAACCUCAUCAACCCUUACUUCAGAAUCCAUUUCGUCACCUGCGGUUCUAAACGUCGUGCGCCUGCUGUGCCAUUUAUUCGCCCUCACGCAGCUGGAAGCUACCGCCGGAGAGUUCAUGGAGAGCGGGUGCGUUUUUACCAGUGAAAUGCCCAUCAUCCGUGCCAACAUCGAAGAGCUGCUCGCGUUGAUCCGCCCUCACGCCGUGACGCUCGUGGACGGCUUCAACUUCUCGGAUCACAUGCUGAACUCGACACUCGGUCGGUAUGACGGUAACGUAUACGAGGCUCUGUUCGAGUCUACGCAGCACGAUCCACUGAACCACUCGUCGGACAAGGUCGCGUUGUACGAGUUGUUACGGCCAAUUCGCGACGAAAUUUCACAGUCACGUCUGUAA